This is a messenger RNA of Nicotiana tabacum (common tobacco), 669 nucleotides long. The record is from RefSeq and is a predicted model, not a curated record. Lineage: Eukaryota; Viridiplantae; Streptophyta; Magnoliopsida; Solanales; Solanaceae.
AUGGAAUCUGCUCGAGCACUUCUUUCUGGUCUCUCUGCCGACAACAAUGUACUGGGUCAAAGUGAUCAGAAUGUUGGGCCUGUUCCUGGAUCAGACACUUAUGAGGCUAAACUAAGUUUUAGGUCAAAUAGGCCUCAAAGCCCUGCUACACUGCCAAAAUUCUCAGUUGCAUCAACAGAAACAAAAUCCAAGAACGAGGAUCCAUAUGUCAAAAGUCAGUCAUCAAUGGAAAAGAUUCCAUCACUCUCGGAUCUAGAAAAUAGAGGGGCUGGUAUGCUUAUGAAGGAGGAUAGUGUCAGCCAAGUGUUUCAAAGUUUCCCCUACCUAUAUUCCCAGGCUGGUGACCUAACAGUGGGUGAUGUCGAAGAACUAUUAAGCAAUUACAAGCACCUUGUUUUCAAGUAUGUUUGCCUUGCUAAAGGAUCCGGCAUUGGCAAUCCAUCUCCACCAUUGCCCAAUCAAGGACAAAGUCAAUUCCCUGAAUCUGAAAUCACCACUGAAUCAAAGGCCACCUCAGCAGGAGAGCCAAAUGAUGAGAUGCAAAAGGAUGGUCCCGAGGAUUCAAGUUCAGUACUUUCUCAGUCUCUUGAGAGUGAUGAAUCCAAGUUAAAGGAAAAUGAAGUUGUUUCAGGUAGCGGUGAAGAAGGGAGCGAAGUUUUGCAAAUAUGA